This is a messenger RNA of Myxocyprinus asiaticus (Chinese sucker), 1047 nucleotides long. RefSeq names its product fibroblast growth factor 21 (gene fgf21). Gene Ontology annotation, biological process: cell differentiation; positive regulation of gene expression; animal organ morphogenesis. Gene Ontology annotation, molecular function: fibroblast growth factor receptor binding; growth factor activity. The coding region runs from base 387 to 1046 and encodes 219 amino acids. The record is from RefSeq and is a predicted model, not a curated record. NCBI's taxonomy places the organism in Eukaryota, Metazoa, Chordata, Actinopteri, Cypriniformes, Catostomidae. Gene Ontology annotation, cellular component: cytoplasm. The transcript is spliced from 4 exons.
UCUCACUCUCCCUCUGUCAUAGCUACCAUGUAUAUAAGGGUUAACAGCUACAUGUCUCUUGUGGAGACAAUCAUAUGUGAGAUCGUAGAAACAUUACUUCAUGCUCAGGUCCUUGCAUAGUCUGCAGCUCUCAAUUUUAAAUAGUAUUCAAUAUUCAUGCCAGGUUUAAGGUUUAUUAGCACAGUGUAGUGCAGAUAUUAGCAUCGGAGUAAAGAUUGUUCUUAUUUUUCAGGAUUUUUGGAUACUGUGCAUUGUAUUCAAGAUCUAUGCCAGGUUUAAGGUUUUUUAUUACAGUGUAGUGCAGUUAUUUGCACCAGAGCAAGGAUUUUUUCUCCUUGUUUUUUUUUUAGGAUUUUUUUUAUAUAUACAUUUGGAUACCAUCUGUAAUGAUGCCUGCCUGGUCAGCUCAGUCCAUCAUGCUUUUUGCCUCUUUUUAUAUUCUUCUUGUCCUGUUUCCCUCACUCCAUUGGUGUAUGUAUGUUCCUGCACAGAGUGUACUUGUACCUUUCAGCACUCAGGUCAGGGAACGACUGCUCUACACAGAGAACAGAAGACAAGGGCUGUUUCUUGAAAUGAAUGCUGAUGGCUCAGUCAAGGGUUCCACAGAACAAAACUCCAAUUGUGUGCUGGAGCUGCGCUCAGUGAAAGCAGGCGAGACAGUAAUCAGAGGUGUGGUUACAUCGCUCUUCCUCUGUGUUAACAAUGCAGGCAACCUGAGAGGACAGCAGUAUUACAUUGAAGAGGACUGCACCUUUCAAGAACUGCUCCUGGCAGAUGGAUAUUCUCUUUUCCUUUCUCCACACAAUGGAUUACCUGUGUCACUCCUCUCAAAGCAGUCAGGGAAGAGACAUAGCACCCCAUUUUCUCGGUUCCUCCCCAUUCUGAACACUCAGUUUACAGUGUCGGCGAGAGAAGAGGACAGCCAGAUGCACGAGGUGAAACAGCAUAUUCAGGACAUAAACUUGGACUCUGACGACCCACUUGGAAUGGGACAUCAGUCACACAUACAAACUGUUUUCAGCCCUAGUCUACAUACUAAGAAAUGAG